This is a messenger RNA of Chroicocephalus ridibundus (black-headed gull), 713 nucleotides long. Its product is annotated as C-type lectin domain family 1 member B-like. The transcript has 6 exons. The record is from RefSeq and is a predicted model, not a curated record. Lineage: Eukaryota; Metazoa; Chordata; Aves; Charadriiformes; Laridae. Bases 3 to 695 code for a protein of 230 amino acids. Gene Ontology annotation, cellular component: plasma membrane. Gene Ontology annotation, biological process: signal transduction. Gene Ontology annotation, molecular function: transmembrane signaling receptor activity.
GAAUGAGUUCUCACAUAAUGCAUACAAAUACAGAGGAAGAGGAUGGAUACUCUCAUUUAAAUCACCCGCCACAGCAUCCAUCCAGACACUACAUGUCCUUGAACAUCAACCGAGGGCGCUCUCUUCCCUUUGCUGUAUGGUGGCCAGCUAUCUUCACUUUGUUUGCCCUGGGCCUGGCCCUCACCGUAGGAAUGAUAGUCCUAGGUCUCAGAGGUUCUAAGGCACCUGCAGGACACGACGAAAACUUGCAAGGCCUAAAGCAGAGAUUGUGCUUGAUGAGUGACGCAAACAGUAAGAACAAUAAACCCGCAUGUUCACUGUGCCCUGUAAACUGGAAAUGGGUUGGAGGCGACACCUGUUUCUACUUGUCAGAAAAGGAGGCCACAUGGCAGGAAAGUGAAGACUUCUGCUUCUCCCAGAACGCCACCCUUCUUACGCUGAAAAGGAAAAGCAAGCUGAUUAGCAUAUCUCAAAUAUCACGAAAACAAUCUUACUGGAUUGGAUUAUCAUAUGGAGUUGAUGGCUGGUCUUGGACAGAUGGUACAAAACUUUCUACAAAAAGAAUGGACUGGAUUGAUUUAUCCUCUGAGCAAAACUGUGCAUACCUGUUCUAUCGUAAGUCAAGAGUUUACAGUGAGAACUGUAAUGAGAAAUAUCCCUGGAUCUGUGAGAUGGCAGCAGUCCAGCUGAUCUAAAAAGGUUAUCAGCAGAAA